Gadus macrocephalus (Pacific cod) is the source of this 3067-nucleotide messenger RNA. RefSeq names its product major facilitator superfamily domain containing 14Ba (gene slc71a2a). The transcript has 12 exons. Gene Ontology annotation, molecular function: transmembrane transporter activity. The record is from RefSeq and is a predicted model, not a curated record. The coding region runs from base 232 to 1695 and encodes 487 amino acids. Gene Ontology annotation, biological process: transmembrane transport. Gene Ontology annotation, cellular component: membrane. Lineage: Eukaryota; Metazoa; Chordata; Actinopteri; Gadiformes; Gadidae.
CUUGCACACCGAUCACCGCCUGCUGCUGUAGCCGUGUUGGAAGGAACCACCGGGACCCCCGACCUCCAAACCCCGCUGCCCGGCCGCCGCGACAUCCCACCUCCCGGCAUCCUGGAAGCACCGGGGGAGCCCCAGAUCUCCACCCGUCACGAAUGCUGCCUCCCCCCGACGACAUGCGAGGAGCUGCCGGCGGAGCAGGAGAAGGAGCCGCGGGGCGCCAGCCGCGUCCUGAUGGUUAAGAGGAUCAUGAGAGACGGGCCGACGGGCAUCGGUAGACCCAGUAUUUACCAUGCGGUGGUGGUCAUCUUCCUGGAGUUCUUUGCGUGGGGACUCCUGACCACGCCCAUGCUGACGGUUCUGCACGAGACGUUCCCUCAGCACACGUUCCUGAUGAACGGUCUGAUCCAGGGCGUGAAGGGCUUGCUUUCGUUCAUGUCGGCCCCUCUGAUUGGAGCGCUGUCAGACGUGUGGGGGAGGCGAUCGUUCCUAUUGAUCACCGUCUUCUUCACCUGCGCUCCCAUUCCCUUAAUGAGGCUCAGCCCCUGGUGGUACUUCGCUAUGAUCUCCAUGUCGGGGGCCUUCUCCGUCACCUUCUCCGUCAUCUUUGCCUACGUAGCGGACGUCACGGAUGAGAGAGAGAGGAGCACAGCCUACGGCCUGGUGUCUGCUACCUUUGCAGCCAGCCUGGUGACCAGCCCGGCCAUCGGAGCAUACCUGUCGGCCUGCUACGGAGACAGCCUGGUGGUGCUGCUGGCCACGCUCAUCGCCCUGGCGGACAUCUGCUUCAUCAUGCUGGUCGUCCCCGAGUCCCUCCCCGACAAGAUGAGACCCAGCACCUGGGGAGCCCCCAUCACCUGGCAGCAGGCGGACCCCUUCUCCUCUCUGAGGAAGGUGGGUAAGGACACUACAGUGCUGCUGAUCUGCAUCACUGUCUUCCUCUCCUACCUCCCUGAGGCCGGACAAUACUCCAGCUUCUUCCUCUACCUCCACCAGGUCAUCCAUUUCUCCUCAACGACUAUCGCUGUGUUCAUCGGUGUGGUGGGAAUUCUGUCUAUCAUUGCCCAGACCCUGCUGCUGACCCUGCUCAUGAGGACUCUGGGUAAUAAGAACACGGUGCUACUGGGGCUGGGCUUCCAGAUCCUCCAGCUGGCCUGGUACGGCCUCGGCUCUGAGCCAUGGAUGAUGUGGGCAGCGGGGGCUGUAGCUGCUAUGUCCUCCAUCACCUUCCCAGCCGUCUCUGCUCUGGUCUCCAGAUCUGCUGACCCAGAUAAACAAGGUCUGGUGCAGGGUAUAAUAACAGGGAUAAGAGGGCUGUGUAACGGUCUCGGACCAGCACUCUAUGGCCUGGUCUUCUACCUCUUCAACGUGGAGAUCAACACCCUGGACCCCAUAGAGGGAGAGUUCAACAUCGACCCUGUUCCCCUAGAGAGCCCUGCUGAGAGAUCUCUGAUCCCCGGCCCCCCCUUCCUGCUGGGGGCGUGCACGGUGGUCAUCGCCUUCCUGGUGGCCCUCUUCAUCCCCGAGAAGCCCCCCCUGCCGCCUGGGGACGACAAGCAGCAGCCUGAAGCCAAAGACUCUCUCUCCUCAUUGGCUGGCGUCCAUAUCAACACGCCCCUUCCAGGAAGUGAUGAGGAAGCCCCUCCCGCCACCAGCGACGAGGACUUUGAGCCGCUGUUACAUGACCGUAUUGUUUGAUUGACAGGUAAAUGGAACCAUAAUAAUAAUGAUAGUAUUUAUGUUUUGCCAAAAGGAGGGACUAACAACGUAUGAUUGUGAAGGAGUAUAGCCAAUGCGCUCUGGUGAUUAACAGGCCGUCAAUCACACUUGCAAGAGGACUAACAUCGUCAUUUGAUUGGCCAGAAGAGAGCCCACGCCCAUCUCUUCCUUCAACCAACAGCGUUGUUAGUUCUCUAAAGAGGGCGGGAACAAGUCAACAUCGGGUUUGUGCUCCCCGCUCCUCCUGGAGUCCUUCUAGGAACCUUCAGCGUUACUCAACUGACACCAGAAUGGACCAAUGGCAAGAGAGACUGGUCCACUUGGGACAAGGCUACUUUUAACCACCCUCCCACUGCCUGUAUGGGCGUCUUUGAAUGAGAAUGAAAAGGACAGAAAAUUUAACACAAAAGCGGACACAAGAACCCACACACACACGCCACACGCACACACACACACACACACACACACACACACACACACACACACACACACACACACACACACACACACACACACACACACACACACACACACAUAUAGAGAUGCACACACUAAGUGAGAUUGUGGUGGUACUGAGUGUUACUGUAACUGAAGGAUUGUAUCUGUAACUAGAAGAUUGUUAUGUCCUUUCUGAAAUCAUCUUUUAAAUCGUCAAAAUCGUUGAUGUUUUGUUUUUUUAAAACAAAACGUGUUUCUACCUUUAAUUGUAUUAUUUCAAUACAGUAAAUAAUGCAUAUUUAUUGUUUAUAUUUUACUGUACAGAAUGUGUCAACUCAUCAGCUUGGGAUUCAGUGUUCAUUUGUAUUUUUUGUUCACAGAUUGUUUUUUUAUACAAUUUAAAUUAAGCUUUAUCCCUGCUAUCUCAGAGGGCUCAAGCUAACUGUACUUAUUCGUGAUGUCACAAAGACAAGCUAACUGUACUUAUUAGUAAUGUCACAAAGACUAGCUAACUGUACUUAUUAGUGAUGUCACAAAGACUAGCAAACUGUACGAAUUGAUGUCACAAAGACUAGCUAGCUGUGAUUAGCAGACUAGCUAACUGUACUUAGUGAUGUCAUGUGGGAAAACUUGCAGUUGGUGCUUGAACCUUCAGUUGGAAUUUGGGCGAAAGAGAUGAAGAAAGUACUACAAUAUUAAGUUAUUCAUACAGUUUCUGCAAGAUUUGUUUACUUUCCCAAAUUAUUUUUUCUCUUGCAUGUGUGACCAUCAUUUUCAAAAAACAAAAUCAUUCAAGCACAGUUAUUUAAAUUUCAUUAUUUGUUUUGCUCAAUGUAGCCCAAUGCCUAUGUGAUGAUGCUUGGCCACCCGCUACAUGACUAGCCCUAUAAUAAUAAAUGAUUGUUGGUUGGAA